Molecule: messenger RNA, 4916 nt
Organism: Clarias gariepinus (North African catfish)
Lineage: Eukaryota; Metazoa; Chordata; Actinopteri; Siluriformes; Clariidae
Gene: cntf
Product: ciliary neurotrophic factor
Exons: 6
Coding region: 77-694 (205 amino acids)
Biological process (GO): ciliary neurotrophic factor-mediated signaling pathway; negative regulation of neuron apoptotic process
Molecular function (GO): ciliary neurotrophic factor receptor binding
Source: RefSeq, a predicted model, not a curated record
AGUGUAUGAGAGGAGCUCGGCUGCGCACGACAGACAAGCUGUCUUCACAAACAAGAGUUCCAGAGAGUGAAUGUGAAUGGCUUUAACAGAAAAAAACCUUGAGCUAGCCAGGCUGCUGCAUAAGGAAUGUACAGAGUUACUGAAGUUAUACACUGCCCGAGAAUCCCUGCAGUCUAACCCUGUAUCCCACCCGCAGCUGGUCUGCAUCCCUUCGUUAACACAACUCUCCCCCCCUGACAAACUCUCCUACCUGAACGCGGCUCUGCGAGCGUGUCUCUCUCAGCUGGACCUGGCCAUAACCCGCGAGGAUGACAUAUUCCCCAACACACCUGAGGAUAAGUACAGAAAACAAAGAACAACUGUUAGAGAGCGACUGAACUUCCUGGUGUUAAGCACAGAUCGGCUUCUGGAGGAGGGAAAGAGCUUUGAUGCUCAGACGAAGGACUUUGUGGACAGUGGGUUGUUUGCUCUGAAGCAGUGGAUCCUGCAGGUCCUGCAGGAUCUUGUUCACUGGUCAAACAAGACAGCUGAAACUCUCCAGACCCUGCCUGCCGCCAAGGCCCAGAAACAAGUGAGAACAAGAAGAGCAACAGGAAAGAGGAACAAGACAGCUGAAACUCUGGAGCCCUCACCUGCUGGCAAGGCCAAGAAACCAAUGAAAAUAAGAACAACAACAAGAAAUAAAAAGGCAUGAAGUCUACUGAAAUAAACAUCUGUCAAGUACAGCUGAAACCCUCCAGGCCUCACCUGCUGCCAAAGUCAAGAAACCAACGAGAACAACAAAAACAACAACAACAACAACAACAACAAGAAAGAAGAAGAAGGCAUGAAGUCUACCCAAAAUUACCAAGUGUGUGUAUGAGAGAGGAGGGGGAUUUUUAUUGAACUAUAAAUAGUAAAGUAAUACAAAAUUUAACAGACCACAAGUGCUAACCCAUAAAACUAGUAACAAUGAUAAGAAAGAUUUAUUUUACUUUAGUGAGCCACAAUGAGCUUUAAUUUUACUAGUUUGUCGCCAUCUACAGGAUAAAAUACAUUAUAACAUUUAAUUUAAAAUAAUUUGCUGAAAUAAAUCAAUAAAAUACAGUAUUAACUGUAUUAGCUUAAAAGCAUCUAAAAAUAUUUUGAAAUAUCAACAGUCUUUUAAGGAUUUUCCCAUUUUGGGAUGUUCCAUUUCCCAUGUCUGUGUAUGAUAAAAAAUCUAUUCAAGUUUUUAAUUUGGGAACGCAAAAAGGUACUUAAUAUACGCAAGACCAUUGUUGAUAGGCAACUGGGCGACAUGGACCUACAGUAGCUUAUAACUGCGGUUAGCUAGAUUGCUCAACGUACAAAUAUUUUUUUAUUUUACAGAUAUUUUAAAGCUGCAGUGAGUGUGGAAACAAGACAGAAUUAUCAGAAACAUUAACAUUUACGUCAACAUGUGUUGAUAAAUUACUUAUAAAAUAAUUCCUACAUCUAGAAUUACACUUUGAUUCCACUUAGUACUGAGUGGUAUCAGAAUCAGCCAUGUGGAAAAGCAUCUUGAUUUGGAAAUUAGGGAGUGUGGAACUCAGCAGUCAGAGUCAUCUAAAGUGCCUAGAAAACAAAAUAUUUUAGGAAAUCUGAAAGAAUUAGCUUAUCUAAAUAGGAACACUUUUACAUCUCUGUGAUUUUUAUUUACAUGUUGUACUUGAAAGCCUGCAAUGUGUGCAAUCUUUAACAUUGUUCCUAUACUGUUAUUGAAAUCGUAACACCUUUUACCUAAAUAGCAUUAUUGUGAUACCCCCCCCCCCCCCCAUGACAUUAUUUAUUUAUUUUUUUAAUUAAAAUUUGUUUUUACUAGUAUACUCAAUGUUUUUAACUAGUACUAUCAAAACACACAAAGUCACAUACACUGCCUGGCCAAAAAAAAAAAAGGUCGCUAUUUUAGAAGGGUCAAAUUAUUGGGCUGCAUCUACUGGAACAAAAAACAGAGCUUUGUUUAAUAGUGAAAGUAAGAGCAUUUUGAUAAACACAAUGUACAGUAAUGGGAACUCACAGGAAAACUACUGGUUAGUGAUUGUCAUCAGAAGUCUUAAAUUUGCUAGGGAACAUAGAAAGAAUUUUGGAGCAAUGGGAAAAGGUUGUGUGAUCUGAUGAGUUCAGCCCUGUUCCAGAGUAGUGGGUGUGUCGGGGUAGGAAGGGAAGCACAUGAAGCAAUGCUCCCAUCAUGCAUAGUGGCCAGUGUACAAGCCUUUGGAGGCAGCGUUAUGAUCUGGUGUAGGUCAGUAGGUCAAGUCCAGGCUCAGCAACGUUAUGCGGCAAAAAAGUAAAAUCAGCUAAUGUACUGAAUGUCCAGGUUAUCACAUACACUAUUUAGAGUUGUUUUUUUUUCUGAUUCCCAUAUUCCAGGACACUCCUCCAAAUAAAUUCCAGAUUGUGAACUAGUGGUUCUGGAAGCAUGGAGAAUCAUUUUUACACAUGAAAUGUACACACCAAUGUGGGCUGUAGGUUAUUAAAUGCAAUCGUAGAGUAUGCUAGGUUGUAUUUUUUUGUUUUGUUUUUUUGGCCAGGCAGUGCAGAACUUAAUGCAGCAUUGGUUUUAAAAGUGGAAAGUCAGAAUGAUGUUGUGUUUUUAAGUUUGUGCUAUAAAGUGCAAAAUAACAUGGAUGCAUGUCAAGGCAUGUUUAUUUUUUAGCAAAAAUCUAGUUAGCCUACUGUAAUGAGUGAGGUCUAUUUACCUUCUCAAAACAGUGAACUGUGCAGUCAUUUUUACAGAUUUACCAAGCGAAUAUGACUGUAUACCUUCUGAUGAAGUUAAUAUUUGUAUAUACAGUAUAACUCUUCUUAGGGUAGAAAAUAUUAUUUUGUUUACUGCUGACACUGUGAGCAGCCAUGUUACUUUGACGUCAAUUGAUGAACUCGUGAUUGAGAUUAUUGUCUUGUCUAUAUGAGUAGGUAGUGUGAGUAGAGAUGAUUUUUUUUUUUUCAUUGUCUGAGGUCUGACAUUUCAAGUUACUGUUUUAUACAACGUUUAGUGUAGCAAUGCCCCCUAGUGGACCGUUAGAGAGUUUUAUAAACACAAAAAAAGGAAAUAGAGAAGCAUGAGGACUACCGCUGCAUGGAUGCUACAGGCCAAAGUCGGGCCAUGGAAGGAAUCUAGUCAAUCUAGUCAAGUUUUAUAAACCAGGAGAGAAAAUACGUUAUACAAUGGCAGAAUCUGAACAAAAAUACACUCCUUUGUUUUUAUUCCAAGUAUAAUUUAUUUAGAUAUUAUAUUAUCUUUUUAUUAACUUGCAUGUAAACACUGUUUAUUAAUUAAGUGAUGAUUUAGUGUUUUCCUGCUGUAGACAACAGACAUCUUGCUCCUAAUGUAUGCUAGCAAACAACAGAUAAGCAUUCUUUGUAUUUAGAUGUUAUAUGUAAAUGCAACACAUAUUAGAUUUUCUCAAUUCUACGUGUAAAUUAACGUUAAAAGACCAAAUCCAAACUAUUCUCUUAUAUGUUUUGACACCAGACCUAGCGCACAUGUAGUGUGACUUUCUGUAGUUUCCCGCUUACAAUUUUCACCCCUACUACAAUGAUCUCAUAUUUACAGUCUGAUUGAAAAAUGCAAGAAAAAAAUAUAAACGUUCCAUCUUCUCCUGUCAUGAGCAAACUCUUAUUAAAUGUAAAUAGAGACAUUAGGAGGGACAAAAAGGUUUUAAAGGAUGUAGCUAUGAUUGUUGGUGUUAUGGUGAGUUUAUCUAGCUAGCUCAAUUUGCUAAUUGCAUCAGUGAACAUGGCUAGCAACACAAAGGCGAGACCAUUACAUGUGAAUAAAACAACCAUGAUUGUUUUAUUUAUAAUUAAGUAGAAAGCUUUAGGCACUUUGUCUAGCUGUUAGCCAUUUUUUUUAUUUAUCUGAACUGAAAAAAGUAGCAGUCUCUACACAAGCAUUUGUGACAUCUAAAGUUAUAUUGUCUGUCUCUUUACGCUAAUGCUUGUUUUAUGCUUCUUUUUGCUAGCCAACCUGGAAAUGUUGAUAAUAUUUCAGAUAAGCAAUAACGUUCUGGCUCUUCCUUGCUUUGAAAGUGAACAUGAAUAUUGUCUCCUGUGUAAAAAGAAAACAAAAAAAUCUUUACACUGAUACUGGUUUCAUUUUACACAUUUGCUAUUGUUUUAUCUGAAUAGUUUGAUUGGAAAUCUGAAUGAGUUAGCUAAAAGGUGUAGUAAGAGAUCUCUUUGGAAUAAAGAUAUAGAAUGUGACCAUCACACAAUGUUGGAAAUAACCGUUACACCUGCAAUUACUGAUUUAAUGGCCUCUGUUAUAUUUACUUAAAAAAAAAAAAAAAAUUAUUUUAGCUGUUUCACACUCUCAGCUAAUCAGGUCACAUGUUUGUAUUAACCUUAUAAAUCAAAUGCAAACAUUGCCUGUUUAUAGCUGCCUUAUAAACUAUAUUCAAGCAUAAGCCUUUACCAGAAUAUCUGUAAAUGAUACAAAACGUAGCCUCAUUCUUAUUGUGUCUAAAUGUUUUUGUGUUGUUUAAUUGUCUUUCUUUGUUCCUUUAUAUACAUUUAAAUUUAAAUAUAGCUAUGACAGUAUUUAAAACUUCAUUAUAGCUUUUCACUUCAGAGUUUGCUUUUUUUAAGUUACAAUAUGUAGAUUUUUUUGUUGAGGAUUAAAAAAAAAUUGGCAGUAAAUAUAUAUGUUAUAUAGUAGUUUAUUAAAACCUUUUAAAAUCUUUUUUGCACUUUCACUAAAGCUAGCAUGACCUAGCAUGACUUAAUAUCAGCUAAAUAGUCAAUUAGUGAUUAACUGCACACCUGGAGUGUUUGAUUUCACUUUUGCCACAUCAACCAUGAUCAUACCUUUUCCUGUCGGUGAAUGAGUGGUACAGGUGUAAUAGUGUUACCAUUAUCACUCCCUUAACGUGAAUCUGUUUGUUAUGUGCUGACACUGGAGUCAAAAUGUUAAA